AUGGCAGCCCUUCCGCAUCGCAGGACCAAUUCAGCUAUAAGUGCCAUGAGCUCUCCAAAUCGCUGCCAGACACAGGACCCUCGGAACUUGAAGGAGGAUGCAUGGGCAAAUUUCUCGAUAUGUUCGAAUUCGAGAUUGGUAUGGCCUGAGCGACGGCGGCAUAAGAAGAUUGAAGGAAAGUUCUCCCAAUUUAAACUGCUCGCAAAUGAGUGCAUGGAGCAACUCUACGACGAUGCACCGGACAAUAAAUUCGGCGCCAUUGGAUUUCUUUCUUUUGCUCGACUUCAUCAUCUGAACUUGCAUUAUUUUGAAGUGGAACUCACACGGGAACUGAAAGACCUUGAGAAUGAGGAGAACACUGGAGAGACUCAGAUCUUCAAGAUCCGAAAAUUGCUGCGCGAAUAUAAUGAAGCCAUCAAGGACUAUGAACGCGUACUCCGGCGCAACCGCCAGCCACCAAAGGGAAUAUUAACAUCGUUCCACAAAGCCUUGCUCCCACACUUAGAAGAACUCAUCAAUAAGAGUGCCUACACUUGGGACAAUGAUUAUAUCUAUCUUCCAACCAUUACGCAAUGGGCAAACGAGCUCCUUGGCAGAAUAUUGGGGGCUUUGUUUGGCGGGCUGGCCCUUAUCACGCCAAUGCUCAUUAUGGCAAUCAACGCAUCACAAACGAAAAGCCUUAUUACAGCGUCACUUGCAACUAUUGUAAUGGCACUCGUUGUUGCAUCGGUUGCCAGUGGACCGGACUCAUGGAAGGAUGUCGUUGGUAUCACCGCUGCUUAUGCUGCUGUGCUUGUAGUAUUUGUUGGAACAAGUACGGGCACGAGCACAAGCAGUUCAUAG
Cladophialophora psammophila CBS 110553 is the source of this 843-nucleotide messenger RNA. RefSeq lists its product as uncharacterized. NCBI's taxonomy places the organism in Eukaryota, Fungi, Ascomycota, Eurotiomycetes, Chaetothyriales, Herpotrichiellaceae. The transcript has 2 exons. Bases 1 to 843 code for a protein of 280 amino acids. The record is from RefSeq and is a predicted model, not a curated record.